Messenger RNA from Bactrocera oleae (olive fruit fly), 14412 nucleotides. NCBI's taxonomy places the organism in Eukaryota, Metazoa, Arthropoda, Insecta, Diptera, Tephritidae. The record is from RefSeq and is a predicted model, not a curated record.
AGUCGCAAAUGUCAUGUCGUCGUUACCGUCAGCAAUUCGAUUUGAUUUUGGUUGGUAGUGUUCGGUAUUCGUAUAUUUAAUAGAAAUUUUGUUUAAAACAAUCGGUUUAUAAAUCAUCUCGAACAAGGCAAAGUGUUUGAUAUAAUCAAAGAAUAUAAAAUUCAAAAUUUUAUUAAACUCAUCUAAAGUAAAAUUCAUACGCAUCAUACGAAUAAUUGAAGAAAAAUGUCUACACAAAAUAUUUGAGCAUGCAGUGGAAAAUUUAAUAAACUACAUACAUUACCUACCUAUUAUUUUAUAUUUUGUCUACAUCAACAUCAACGAUUAACGAAAAGCCAGCAACAAACGGUGAACCACAAGCAAAGCAACCAGUCAUUCAGGCAACGACCAUCGACUUUCAUCGCAAUUCGCUCUCUUCUCAUUAUGUUGCGUCGCAACAAAGCAACAAAAAAUCUGAGGGGCAUCGGUAUUAGUCGGUGACUGUUGUGUCGAAAACAGUAGUAGCAGUGUUGGUGCUACCCUUCAUCAUCAUCAACAGUGCACAAGAAAACAGACAAAAAUAAUACACUAAAUAAAAGCAAAAAAUAAUAAAAGUGUUCAUACUCGCGCGCGCCGCUGUUCUUUCUAUCUAUCGUAACGUCACCGGUUCUCACAUUGUGCACCACUCGUCUGCUCGUUUGUUGGCCGCUUACUCGUUCGCACGUUUAUAUAGUGUUAAAAAUGUAAAGCGGAAUACAAAGUAAAGAAAAAAACGAAAUUGUAACAAAUAAAAAUUGAGUGCAUGGAAAACCAAAGAAAGUGUUUAAAAAUAAGAAAGCAAGUAGAAUAAAAGAUAAAUAUAAAAUAAAAGCAUCAAAUCAUAAACAAGUAGUAAAAAAAUAUCUAAAUAUUCGUUUUUAUUACUUAGCGACCAAAAUUAUUCAAAAGUCGAAAUAAUAAGUAUAAGUGAGACGAAGAAAAAUAGUGUAUAAAAAAACAGUAACAGUAGUGCAACAAGGGCACUUCCUAAUUUCUACCUGUGUGUCAGACCGUUAUAACGUUUGCGUGUGUGUAUGCGCUUGUGCGAGUUUAUUUAUCAGCUCGCUUUCGCAUAGUAUGCGAUACACGGCAGUUGAUCAAAGCAUAACCAAAAGUUAUAAACGGCAAAAUAACGAUAGCACUAUAUAAUUCAUAUGAAUGUAACAGUAACAGAGCAAACGACACGGUAAUGACGUAGGCACUAUAGUGAAAAUAAAGCAAAAAUAUCGUUUAGUUAUACAAAAUACAGAAGCCACGAAGCUUUUGUCUUGAGUGGUGCUGCUGUGUAGUUCUCAUUUAAUUGAAAUUUUUGCUGAGACGCAAAUUACUUAUUAUCAACGAUAAUUGAGAAAAUGAGGAGCUGUUGUGUAAAAAAAAUACAUGAACUAUGACGCAUCAAAAUCAUCAGACCAACGGCGCUAGUUUGGAGGAUUGCCAUACAAACUUCUUUGCCCUGACUGAUUUAUGCGGAAUUAAAUGGCGUAAGUUCGUAAACAGCGAACGAGUAAACGCGUCAAGUGAUCCAUUAGAUGAUCCCAUCCUGCGCUCCUAUUCACGAUGUAUGCAAGCUGACAUUCUAUGUGUGUGGCGUCGCAUACCGUCCACCAAGCAGGAUAAUUCGGAUUUGAAUCCGAUUUUUGAGAUUAGUACAUCGAAAGUUCAUCCACCACUUUCGUUAGCCGCUGCCAAAGAAUUAUGGAUAUUUUGGUAUGGCGAAGAACCAGACCUUAGUGAAUUGGUGGAUGCGGAAUUGUUGAAAGUUGCCGCAAACCAAGCACUUUGGAAUGGAACAUGGGAACGUGGUCUUACAUACGAGUGCCGCUCACUACUAUUCAAAGCUUUGCACAACUUAAUGGAACGGUUCGUGCUGACCAAAGAUAUUGUGCGUUUUGGUAAAUGGUUUGUUCAGCCGUGCACUUCCAAUGAUCGCCUCUUUGGCCGAAGUUCUCAGCAUCUAUCAUUCUCGUUUACGUUCUUUGUGCAUGGCGACACGGUAUGUGCCUCGAUCGAUUUGAGGGAACACCCUGCGGUGCGUCCCCUAUCAAAAGAGCAUUUAACAGAAGCGGCGGCGGCUUUUGCAGCUGCUGGCAAUUCGCAAACACUGUCGCAAUCUCAUGAACAUGGCAAUGCUACAAAUUUGCCAGAAGAUGUGGCGAGUCCACACAAUCCCAAUAAUGGCUGCGUUGCGGGAGACGGUGUCACCAACUCAAACUCUACCAACCCCUCCGCUUCACCUAAGCCGCGCAGGGUAAUACUAGCGCCAUUUGGUAUGGCAGCAACACUAACCGGUAAUAGCUUUAAAGCUACGGAUCCAAUGGCCGAGAAGAUCUUAGAAGAUUGGGCAUCAUUUUUCCCAUUGUGCAAUAAGGAAAAUUCCGAUGUGCCACCGGUGGUUGAAGUUGUGUCGGGCGGACAUAAAAUGUAUCAUCCCUCAAUUUAUGUACUAGUCACUGAUUUGGAUGACAUGGAGGAAAUGGAAGCGGCUGCGUCGCAAAAGGGCUCAUUGGGCACUACAUCUUCGGCGGAGGCUGCCGCCUUAGCGGCUAUUUCAUCUGCGAAUACAAAUGACUUUACGGGCAACAGUCGAAAGCCAACAUCAACGCAACAACCCGCUAGUUUGCAACAACAACAACAACAAAUACAACAACAACAGUUGCACACUGUCACAACUGUAACAACAGUUGCCACGUCGUGUAGCCAAGCAAACAGCAUUGGGGGUGGUGGCAGUAAUAGCAGUAAUGGCAUUAGCAGCAAUAGCAGUAUUGCAAUGGUUGAGCAACAUUUGCAUGAACUGUCGGCAAGAGCGCAACCCUACUAUGACACCACGGCGAGCAGUUUUACUAGCAACACAACUAAUACUCAUGCCUCACCACAGGCGGCAACCGAAAUGCCAGAGCGCGUAUGGCAGGAUUGCAUAACGAAUACGUUGCAUGUGACAUAUGCGGCCAGCGUUGCUGCUACAGCAAUGAGUACCGGCGCCACAACCGCGCAAAUAACUUGUUCAUCCCUUUCUACUACCACCGGCGGAGUAUCAACCACAACUGCCACAGGCAGUGGUACAGUAGGUGGCGAGGAUUGCAAUUCCACCAGUGGUAAUAAUGGCAACAACGACAACAGUGCUGGUAGCGGUGGCGGCGGUGGCAGCAGUAGUGGCGGUUGUAGUUCCAUGGACACGCAAAAUGCCAACACAAAAGCCGGCGACGCAAAUGAAAUGGAGGCCAAACUACGAAUUCAGCAACUGCAAUUUUGGGGAUUUGUUGAUCCAAUCGAAAAGGCACCCUGUUCAUGCACAAACAGCAAAAAAACUGCAGCUUCUACUACUUCUUUGUCAAUGACAUCCCCUAUAUAUAGUGUUUCCGGGCCGGCUUCGUCAGUGCGUCUGAGCAACAGCAUGAUGAUGGCAUUGGGUGGCAAAAUGCACACCGGCUCGGCGGUGGGAUGCGGCAGCGGCAGCAGCAGCUACAACAAUAGCCACCAACAACAACAAUAUCGUACAGCUACACCAACAAUAUUAUUUUCGUCGCCAUCAACGGCAACGGCAAUGGCAACAGCAUCAUCGUCUUCGUCUGUAUACCAGAGCAAUGUAAAAAGUACCACAUCUCGUACAACCGUGUGUAUACCAUUCCAUCGGCGACAACAAUAUGACUUAUACACCACCGAUACCGAUAACAGCAUCACUACUGGCAGCGGCGGCGGCGGCGGCAGUAACUAUAUGAAUACAAAUCUAAGCAAUUCGAUAUUGAGGUGUCGUAGCGAAAGCGUUAGCGAUGGCGGUGGCAGUGGUGGCGUUUGCUUUGACGUCGGUGACGGUGCAGUGGACACAGUAGACGCUGCCGCAGCUGCUGCUUCCAAUGGCAUCACUACUAUGCAUUAUCAAACUUCAGACACCAUACCAAAGCAAAGAACUUUGAAUCCCGCAUCGAUGACUCCGCACGACACACCGCACGGCGGCGCUUCAACUUAUUCGCGCAACUCUGUGGGCGACUUGAUGCCUGUGCCCUCGGUGGGUUCGCCUGGUACACCCGCACAAUCGCCUCAUCCGAAUUCAACACUAUCACAGCCGACGUCCGUACCACCGGCCGAUCAAUUGUUAACAAUGAGCCCACGUGCACCACCAUCCGUACCGAAUUUGCAACAACCACCAACACCGAUUGAUCAUCUCUUGGACAAGAAUACACCAGCGCCCACACCCACCGAUCAACAUGAUAAUAAAAGCAUCACAACAUCACCCUAUGUACGGCCUACGCCAAGCGUUGAGCCGCCACCCUCUGUGGAGGCGGGUAAUGGUAAUGGUGGUGGCUCGACUGGUGUGGGACCAAAUGGACCUGGCAGCGUGCCACAGCCACCAAGUGUUGAACGUAGCACACCGACUAUAAGCGGCCAGCAGCAGCAGCAGCAACAACAACAGCAACAAGGUUCACACCCCCAACAGUCACAAGCACAAAUUAUGGGCACAACAGGCUCGGCUGGCCCCCAAUGUGGCACUAUAAGCAUUAAGAAAUUCGAGAUACAACAACCGUCGUUGACUACACUAAGUGCUGAUCAAAUUAAAACCGAACCGGGUUAUGCGCCGACUCCAUUAUCAGGUAGCGGUAGUCGGAAUGGUUUGCCAGUGGUUUCCAUGUCGUCUGCCAUAUCGGCGGCAGAUGCGAUCAACGAUUAUUGGAAAUCGUUUAAGAUGCCAGAAAUAAAAGUAAAGGAUAUCGAUAGUUUCGCCAAUGACGACUGCUCAAAAUAUAAUGUACUGUAUGAUUUCACGUAUCAGAAUGCUUGGGCGAAUCAUCCAAUGAAACGUUCCAAGCUAAACGAUGUGAGCAAACCUUGUCGCAGUAUGUGUACCAAAAAUCUCUAUGAAGGUCAUACUCACUCGAAACCGCUUAUGCCGUCACCUGGCUCAGUAUAUGGUUCGCAGCUACUCUCUAUAGAUGCUUCCCUCAAUUCGCUUACUAGUUCCGUCAUGAAUGCGUCGUCUGCGAGUGGUAGUAGCAGUGGCGGCUUGGUGGGCAUAGCCGCACAUUGUGGCAAUUUGACAAAUAUCAAGGAAGAAAAUGUGGGUAGUGAUGGCAAUGGCAAUGGCAGCGGUUACUUUCGUGGUCUUGACAUACAAACCACAGAUGCGCUACAGGGUACAGCCUCGCCUUGCAAGGAUGGCAAAAGUAGCGCAAGUGGUAAUCUGUAUACCGCUGAAGGCUUAAAUCCGACAAUGAACGAUCUGGAACAGCUGUUUGAGACAUCGAACGAUGGUUGCGGCAGCGUGCAAAUACAUACACCGCCCGACUCGAACAACCCAUCCAAUGGCUCUACUGCAACGACCACAAUUGAUGAUCUUAAGCGCAGCACUGCAGUUGCUGCUGCCGUGAACGCCAGUGCGGUCGCGAUUGCUGCAUUGCAAAACUGCACGAAUACACCGAAUGCCUCGAAUAGUAUAGGUAAUAACGGUAGCAGUAAUGGUGGCGGUACCGGCGGUUCCAGUAUGGCGGAGGAUCUGACCAAGAUGUUUCCUACACCACCGUCACACGAACAGCAUCAUCCUAAUUCCAGUCCGUGCCAAAUGGACAUUCAAAUGACGGAUCUCAGUGUAAUUACUGCUGCAACCGCAAUAUCAGGCAGCUUGGAUGCCGGUAUCGGCGGUAUGAUUAAAAUCAAACAAGAAUAUUUUGCCGAACUGGGUAGUCCCGUUGAAGAGCCAAUUGAAGAUUGGUCAUAUGUUUAUCGGCCGCCGAAGCGUGCAAAGUUUGUGGGCUCAUCCAAAUAUGCGCCUCUAACAAACCUACCUAGUCAAACGCUACCGCCAUUGGCGAUACCAACAAAUUGCACUUAUAAACCAUCGUGGACAACACAGAAAUCACGUGCUGUGGUCGCGGCACAAGCUGCGGCAGCGCAACAGCAGCAACAACAACAGUUACAACAGCAACAGCAACUGCAACAACAACAUCAACAACUACACGAACUUCUCUCAGCAGCGCCGCGCACACCAUUACAGCAACCGCGCACACCUUUGGGCCCCAUACCAUCACCAAUGCACACCAACACGGUGCCCACGCCGUUAAGUAGUGGUGGUGGUGGCGCCGGCGGCGGAAAUAAUCUUUUGCUGAAUCAACUAAACUGUCCGCAGGCAGCACUUACAAAUACACCCGGCAGCACGAGCAUGCAGCAAAUGAUGCAACGCGCCGGCAUGUCACCGAUAUCACCAUCACCCGCCUCGGUGGUGCCGUUUCCCAUGAUGCAACCACAACGGCAUCCACCGCCACCUUAUGAACAGGCUGUGGCCAGUCCAGCCACCUCAACAUCCUCGUAUUUAAAUAAACAGUAUCAUUCGCAGGAGCAUCCGCCAACACCGCAAAGCGUUGGAAUGCCAUCAACACAUCUACCUAGACCGCUGAGCGCAGCUGGUAAUCUGCCAACAACCGGUGUAGCGACUGGCGCUGUGAUGGCGCGUGAGUUGCCCGAAGUUAGCUCUUUGAUCGUGAAUAUUCUGCUGUAUGACACGGCGUUGAAUGUCUUUCGAGAUCAUAAUUUCGAUAGUAGCACUGUUUGUGUGUGUAAUGCGGAUUCUCAGAAAGUGGGUAAUAUACGUGGUGCAGAUUCGGGUGUUUACGUGCCUCUGCCAGGUGGUAGCUUUAAUCCAUUACCGCCUUCAACAACUGCAAGCGGGAGUGCGGCUGUUGCCGGCAUCAGCGGAAAUAGCGGUAGUGGUGGUGGUGGUGGAGCUGCUGGAGGAAACAUGCGCUUGUUAAGUGCCUUUGGCGGUGGCAGUGCUUUGGAUUCACCAGCAUCGCUGCCAGGAACAUCUGGGCAUACGGGAUCAGGUUCAUCUUCCUCUUCGAAUACACCCGCCAGCAAUCAACAUAUUACAGGGUACGUGGACGACGAUCCGGUAGAUUGUACCUGCGGUUUUAGUGCUGUAGUUAAUAGACGACUUGCAUUUCGAGCUGGUCUCUUUUACGAGGAUGAAAUGGAGAUAACCGGUGUUGCCGAAGAUCCCGCCCGGUACCAGAAACAGUCAUUACCUUCCCUGAUAGCAAAUUUGGCGGCCGCCCUCACGCCAUCUGCUGCAAAAUUGACGUCCUCUCUAACCAUUAAGGGCGCUAACUCAUUGUUACCUGCACAAGCAGAUAAGGCUAAUCUUGUACAGCCGGACGCGCAAGCACUCCAACAUGCACACGUCAUCUUCGAUUUAUUACUUGAACAAUGUUCCAUCAUACAAACGUCUAGCAGUUCAGUACACCGCGCCUUACAACGUCACCGCCAUCGUUUAGCACGACAAAGCCGACAACCACAAUCAGUGGCUGCCAUCUCCAACGUAUUAGAAUUCGUGGACGCGAAUGAUGUAAUGUGUUUGGCGCUUGAACAGGCGAGAUUGGCUUUCGAAAGUAAUCGUAUGGAUGUAAAUGAAUUUUCUAGCCAAAACCAACUCUCACCAUUCGACCCCAGCCGACCUGGCGGCGCUAAACGGAAUCAUCAACUCUUUGGUGGCAGACUAACAGUACAUAAGUGGCCGUACAUUCCAGUUGGAUUUUCACGCAGUAAUAAAGAGAUUGUGCGCACCAUGAACUUCAUACAACCAAUGUUGCAAAAUGCAUUCCAUUCGAAAUCUCGCAGUGCGGCGGGCAGCAAAGAUGCUACUUACACAGUAAGCGGACCAUUGACCUGGCGACAGUUCCAUCGUUUGGCCGGACGCGCUUCUGGCCAAUGCGAACCACAACCGAUACCAUCGGUGAUAGUUGGACAUGACAAAGAUUGGGUUUCAGUGGCACCACUAGCCAUACACUAUUGGGACAAACUUCUGUUGGAACCUUAUGCGUAUGCGCGUGACAUUGUGUAUCUAGUUGUGUGUCCGGAAACUGAUUUUGUGGUGCAGAAUACGAGAACAUAUUUUAGAGAAUUGAGUUCUACGUAUGAAAUGUGCAAGUUGGGUCGCCACACGCCCAUUCGCGGUUGGGAUGGAUUGUUGACGGUGGGUCCACGUUCACCAACAGAUAAUACACCAAAUAGCACGCCAUUGGACGAUUGGUUGCGCACCUUAGAUAAUACCGUUAUAGCUGAGAAAAUACGACUGUAUGCGAGCGCGUUUCAUAAUCAAAUAGCGCCGUACCUCAAUCGUGUGCCCGGCGACAAGACGUUGCUUAAUCCACCUGAGAAUAGCAGUUGCCAACCGGGAGCUGGCCGCGAACGUGGCACUAGUAGUCCAAUGGGUAGCAUGAGUUCAAUUCACAGUUCAGUGAGUGGUGUUGAUCAAGACAAAACGCAUAACUCGCCCAAAAUGGAGGGCAUGGAUCAACAACAGCAGCAGCAGCAGCAGCAGCAACUUCAACAUCAGCAGUUGCAACAUAAACAGCAACAACAGCAGCAGCAGCAGCAGCAGCAACAACAACAACAACAGUCUGCUGCCGAAUCGGUCGACAUGAAGCCAGACAUCAAACCCGACACAAAGCCACCAAUUGUACUUAGCGAUCCUUUGGGUAUGGGAGAAACAAUGGAAGAUAUCAAUCAACCGGCAAUUGUGCUCUACGUAGUUGAACCUUUCACAUUCGGUUCCGACUCAUCCGAAUUGGAGCGUUUAGCUUGUAUAGCCUUGUUGCGUUGCUAUGCCGAGCUAUUAAAGACCAUACCGGAUUCGGUACGUGCUAAUAUCAAUAUUCAAAUCAUAUCGUUGGAAUCGAUAGUUGAAUUGGGACGAUCACGUACGCGAAAACGUUUCUCCGACGAAAUCCGAUGCUUGGCAUUGAACAUAUUCUCGCAGUGUCGUCGACAUAUGGUGCACACGCAGGCCGUGAAGAGUCUGACUGGCUUCGGCACAGCCGCCAAUAUGGAAGCAUUCCUAAAAAGCAAAGACGACAAGAAUCGGCAACCAUAUAAAAUGUACACACCACCUUAUGUGUUGGCGCCAAUGCAUGAGAAAAAUGACAAGACAGACUUCUCCCGCCAAUCAUCCAGUAUGCGUGCAUUGAAUGAACAAAAGUAUUCGGUAAUGUAUUGCAAUUAUUGUCUGAGUGAAGAUCAGAGUUGGUUGCUUGCGACCGUGACCGAUGAUCGUGGUGAGAUGUUUGAAAAGAUCAUAAUCAAUAUUGAUGUACCGAAUCGUGCGCGCAGACGUAAGGCGCCGGCGCGACGUGUUGGACUCAAAAAGCUGAUGGAUUUCAUAAUGGGUCUGAUCUCACAGACAGCACAUCAUUGGCGGUUAGUUGUCGGUCGUAUUGGUCGCAUCGGUCAUAGCGAGUUAAAAUCGUGGAGUUCUUUGUUGAGUAAACAAAAUCUACAGAAGGCUUCCAAGCAACUAAAAGAUAUUUGCAAGCAAUGCUCCUUCAUGUAUCCCCCUGGUAUACUCAGCGCCUGCUUGGUUACACUGGAGCCAGAUUCAAAAUUGCGCGUAAUGCCUGAUCAAUUUACGCCGGAUGAACGGUUUUCGCAGAUUUCCAUGCAAAACCCACUAUCCACUCCACAAGAUGUAACAUGCACACACAUACUAGUAUUCCCGACAAGUGCCGUUUGCUUGUCAUUUACACGUCAAUUUCAAAAUGAGCCACAAGUGGAUUUGGAAAAUGAUAUCAUAUUCGAUGAAGAUGACGAAAAUGGCGGCUUCACUGAUGCUGAGCUCAUGGGUGAUCUGCUCGAUUGGGAUCCUCAACCUGGUCGCCUAUCGAAUCACUGCAGCCCUGAUCGCAUGGAAGAUAACCGUAGCUGGCCGAGCGCCGGUGGCAAUAACUUUAACUCAGCACAGCAACAGGAUGUUGAAGAAGUGGGCUCAAUAAAUCAGCAACCGCUAGCCGUGGGCUACAUGGUAUCUACAGCGCCAACUGGACGCAUGCCUUCCUGGUUUUGGGCAGCCUGCCCACAUUUAGAGGAUGUUUGUCCAGUAUUUUUGAAAACGGCAUUGCACCUCCACGUGCCAAACAUACAGACAGCCGACGAUAUACUUAAUUCGACAAAUGCGCAUUCGUCAGCCAUAGAUCAUCCACUGGAUUCCUCACUCACUGCCGAUGUAUUGCGUUUCGUGUUGGAAGGUUACAAUGCCUUGUCAUGGUUAGCCUUGGACUCCAACACGCACGAUCGUCUCUCAUGUUUGCCAAUUAAUGUGCAAAUGCUUAUGGAUCUGUACUAUCUGACAGCAGCGAUUAUGUAAAACCGAAAUUUCAAACAAACAACGCAAGCCAGAUUGUAUAUAUAUAUAUAUAUAUAUAUAUAUAUAAAGAAAAAGUGUCGUCAAUUGUGUAUUGUAAUAUAUAUGCGCUAAGUAGUUAAUAUGCAAGGAAAUGAGUUAAUGUGCAGUAUUUUUAUACGAUAAAUGUGCAGGAUGUCGAUAAUGCGUAUUCAAUAAUGAUUGUUGCAAUUUUAGAUAUUUUAUUAGUUUAAAUUAAAAAGUAAAGAAAAAACGUAAACAAUACAAAAACGCAUUCUAAACAAUUUGGUCGUUGCAAUUGUGUGUAUGUUUCGAAUCUAAUUUUAUGUGUGUUUUAUAUAUUUAUUAUAAUGUUUGAUAGUUUAUACUUUUGUGAUAUAAAGUUGAGGUUAAGAACCAAAAUCAAAUAAUUUCAUAUAUACACUUCCAUAUGCACACAUGUAACAGCAAAUACUUCAAGUUUUAUAUGCACUUCGUCAUAAUGUACCCAAUGUGCCGUUCAAUAUGCAAGUAAACGAUUUUCGAUUCUUAUAUCCGUCGAAUGUUCAAAAACGGUGUAAGCAUUUGUGUGCUUCCGUUUGACAAACUUCCAGACUCUGAUUUGCUUUGACAAAUGUACGCCUUUUUUUUUAUUUUUAUUUUAUUUUUUUUUUUUAUUUUUUAAUUUUUUUUAUUUUUUUUAUUUUUUUUUUUUUUAUUUUUUUUUUUUUUUUAUUUUUUUUUUGUCUAUCAUAUAUUUUUUUGGUUAUGCAAACGUUCAACUGAAAUUUGAAUUAUUUUUUAAUUUAAAAAAUUUAUUAAAAAUUUAUUCAAAUUUAAUUAAAUUUUUUUUUUUUUAUAAAAAUCUUGGCAAAUUUAAAGGUUACCGACGGCACUGUAGCAGCGGUUUUUUUUUUAAUUAAAACUUUUUUUUUCGGGAAGCAUGGCGUAUUUUACUAAAAAAGAAUUAGGAGUGACUUUGCAUUCGAAUAAAAACGUUUCCAUUCAACUAUGUUUACCAUUUUAAUGCAAAAACAUGAAUUGCCUUAUAUUUCACACAAAAUUUUAGAUUAAAUAAAAAGUAAUAUUAAAAAAGUUAAUAAUAAAGUGGAAAAAUGUAAAAGCAAUGACACAACAGUUUUCAAUAAUGACUAAGCAUUAUUGUUAGAUAUACAUAUGAAUAAUUAUAAUUUUACCACUUUUGUAAAUACAAAUAACUGUAAGUUGAACAGCAGGUAGACUUUAACGAAACAAACCAACCACUAAAAUUAUAUUAAAACAAAAAAUCAAUGAACAAAACUAAACAAAAACCGAUUAUGCGCAAAUUCAUAUAAGCAUUUUAUUAAAGUUGAGAGGCGGCUGGCCGCAGUGCCACCAUUUGAGCGUCUCGAAGCAGGCGUAACAAACAAUUGCAUAAUUUUAAGUAAAACUAACAUAUUUAUCAUAAGUAGUUACACACAAUGAUUAAAAUCGAAUUAACAUCUUAUAAGUUACAUAUAUACUUAUAGAUAAAUAGUGUUAGUAGUAACGAGGAAUAUUUUGUAAGACGAUUUCAUUUAAGUGUAGAUAUAAUAAAAUUAUAAUUUUAUACAUAAAUGAAGUUUGCAUACCUAACAUGAUGAGCAGAAUGCACAGCAAAAUGUUGUAAAUGCUGAACUUAAAUAAGGAAAUUUAAUACACAAUGUAUGUAUGUAGUUGAUAAUUAGUAUUAAAUAUUUUAAAUUUAAGCAUAUUUAAUGUAUGGACGAGUUGUAUAAUAAAACAAAAUAUACAUAUAUAAAUAUAUAUUUCUAUAUAUACAUACAUAUGUACGUCUGCAUAUAUAAAAUAGAAAUUAAAUAUUUACAAACUAAAUUUCACUGUCGUACCACACGUGUGAAAUUAUUGCCGGUUCAGUUAUCAAAUACACACAUGUAUGUAUGUAUGAGCGUUUGUGCGUUGAAAAUAUUGUUAGCAUAGUAAAUGUAAUUGUAGUGGAAAAAUUAAAUAAAUCUUGUAUGCAUGUGUGUGUGUGUAAAUUACAUAAAUGAGAGGAGUCUGAGUAGGAGUUGUAGCAAAAAUGCAAAAUUUAUAAACUAUCAAUUUGUGCAUGGAAAACACACACAAAAAAUUAAAAUCUAAGCGAAAAGCUUUCAAUAAUUCACAAUUUGUUAACACAUUUAUUUAUUGAAUAUUUGUAUAUAUAAAUUAUUCUUAUAAGACAACAUUAUGUAUUAUGCUAAUGCACAAAACUACAUUAACUGUAUUGCACGCAAUAUACCUACAUAACUUAAUAUGUGUGUGUGCAUUUUCAGCGAGGUUUUUAGUUGCGCCUGCAAUUUAAAAUUUUUAGAGUCAAGUUUUUUUAAGAUUGAUAUUACGGUUUUUGUGUGCACAGAGAAGGCAUGUGAAAAUUUACAGAAAUUUAAAAACAAAUCGAAAAAUAAAUUUUUUUUAUUUAAAAAAUAUGAAAUGUUUAUUUUCAGAUCAGAUUUUUAUUUAUUUUGUGUUUUUAAAAAUACGUUUUUUAAUUUUUUGUUUCUAAAAAAAAUUUUUUUUAAUUUGUUUUUAAAAAUAUUUUUUUUAAAUAUGUUUUAAAAAUAUUUUUUUUUAAUUUUUUGUUUUUAAAAAUAUUUUUUUUUUAAUUUGUUUUUAAAAAUACUUUUUUUAAUUUGUUUUUAAUUUUUUGUUUUUAAAAAUAUUUUUUUUUCUUUUUUUAAUCUAGCUAUUUUUUUGAAUUUUUCUAUAUAUUUUUAAUAUUUUUAUUUAUUUAUUUUUAAUUAUUAUUAUUAUUUUUUAUUUAUUAUUUUUUUUUAUUAGUAUAUUUUUAUUAUUAUUUUUUUUUUGUUAUUAUUUUUUUAUAUUUUAUUGGUUUUGUAUCGUAGCACCGUUUUGUUAGCAUAGUUUUUGUUUGUUUUGUUGCUUAGCGUGAGAAAGCAUUCAUAGUAAAUUUAAAAAAUGUCGAAAAAUAUAAAUUUUUAUUCCAAGUAAAAAAGGAAUUUUGUUUAUAGAUUACUGGUUGUAAAACAAUUUUUUUCUUUUAUUUAUUAUUUUUUCUUAUGUUUGUUUUUAUUUUAUUUUCUGUUUUUAUUGAGUUUUUCUUCCAUUAUCUUUAUUUGUAUGUUUUUAAUUAUUAUUAUUAAUUUUUUAAAUUAUUAUUUUUUUUAUAUUUUUAUUUUUGUUUUUUUUUUCUUAUUUUUAAUUUUGUUUUUUUUUUCUUAUUUUUAAUUUUUUUUUUCGAUUUUUUUGUUGCAUUAAUUUUUGCAGUGUUCAUUAAUUUUCGUUAAUUUAUGUCGCAGCUCCAUUCUGUUAGCAUAAAUUUUUGUUUUAUCAAAUGCAACACACUUCUCUUUAAUCCUGCCACAACCACACUCACUUACUUUGCAAUCAUUUUCUCUUCAGCUAUUUGUAAAUAUACAAUGUGGUAUUUGUAAGCGAACAAACAAAAAUACUUGUAGCUCUUAAGGAUAUUUCGCAGCUUUGCUGCAUUUCAUUUACAAAAUGUAACUCCUAAAACUGUUUUUUUUUUUUUAAAUGUAACUGUGUGUGUUUGUGCGUGUGUUUGUUUGAUGUGAAUUAUGAAAAUGUACAAAGUGUAGUUUAAAUAAAGGUUAUAAACAAUUACUAGCAUUAUUGCAAUAUUGUUGCAACGGUCCGGCAAUUUAUCGUAUUAUAUUUAUAUUUUGUAAAUAUCAGUCACAGCAGCAAUAGCAGCGAGCUAACGGAGCAAAGCAUAAAAUUAAAUAGCAAUACAUAUAGUGCUGGAAGCACUAUACACACAAAUAUAAAUAUUUAUACUAAAAAUAUGUAAUGAAAUUAUUUAAUACAAUUGGAAUGCAAAUGCCUGAAACUGUUAGUUUGCAGUGUUCAGCAAUAUAACGGUUAAUUUACAUAUAAGUUAAUUUUAUUUUACAACUAUUAUAAUAAACAAAUUAUGCAAAACUGCAUGCAUAUAUACAAAUAUCAUUUAAAGACGUAUUGCUUAACUUUAAAUACAUACAUACACAUACAUACAUAUAUUUCUGCAUAAGAAUUUUUAUAUUUUGUAUUUAGCUACUAAAUCUUAAUUCUUAAAAUGCGCAUAUGUUUUGUAAUAUUAUUUGAAUAUCAUAAAUUUUGGGUCCAAACUUCUCGUUUUAGUUAAUUUAAUUUAGUUUAUUUUUUUAAUUACACAAUUACCUAAGUUUGUUAUAAAAAAUUGUAUGAAAAUAGUUAUGGAUUGUAAACGUUUUGUUUUAUGUGUAAAUUACUUGUAUUUUAAACAUGGACAAAUUUAUAAAACAAAAAAAUACAGCAUAUAUUUUUAAACACACAUA